Molecule: messenger RNA, 1482 nt
Organism: Erigeron canadensis
Lineage: Eukaryota; Viridiplantae; Streptophyta; Magnoliopsida; Asterales; Asteraceae
Exons: 4
Coding region: 1-1482 (493 amino acids)
Source: RefSeq, a predicted model, not a curated record
AUGCUGGCAGAGAAAGGUAAUCUUCAUGCAAAUGUUAUAAAACUAAAAUCAGAACUGGAGACAGUACAGGCAGCUUUAGAUAAAGACCCCCAUAAUUCUGUACUUCAUGAUCAAGAAGCAAUGUCCCUUAAAGAUUUUAAUGAUGCCUUGAUUGAAGAAGAAAGAUUUUUAAAACAAAAGGCUAAGAUUGAAUGGCUUCGUGUUGGUGACUCUAAUUCUGCUUACUUCCAUAAAGUAGUGAAGGGAAGAAGUGUUCGUAAUCACAUAUCUUCUAUCUUUGAUUCUUCCGGCAAGUUAGUAGAAGGACAAGAUGUGUAUGAUGCUUUUGUUAAGCAUUUUUCUACUUUCCUUGGAAAUUCUGGUGGAGCUUCAUCUUUUAAUUACCAAGGGCUGACUUCGAAGACUAUUUCUCAAUAUCAUGUUGAUGAGAUGAUGCGUGAAGUGACUAAUGAGGAGGUGAAAAGCGUCAUGUUUUCUAUGGGUGAAGGUUAUCUUGCGGUUAUUGUUAGCACCAAUCAAUCAGCUUUCAUUCCAGGUAGAAGUAUUUCUGACAAUUUUGCAUGGUCACUUCAGAAGCAAAAGGGGUUUAAGACAAGGAGAUCCUUUGUCUCCAUACCAAAUACUCUUGUAAUGGAGAUUCUCACUCUUAUCCUCCAGCACAAUGUUCAACAGUCGGAUUCUUUCUCUCUUCACCAUCACUGCCAAGAACUUCAGGCGAUCAAUCUUUGCUUUGUUGAUGAUUUAAAUAUUUUUAUGUGGAGUAAUGUGGAAUCGACAAUGGUUAUAACGAAUUAUCUUGAUGAACUUAAAGCGGUCUCUGGUCUUGCUCCUAGUUUACCCAAAAGCACAGCCUACUUUUGCAAUGUUAGUAAUGUGGUUAAGCAAACCAUAUUAAAUGUUCUCCCGUUUGAAGUAGGACAACUUCCUGUGAAGUACCUAAGGGCACCUCUUGUUUCUUCUAGAUUGGUGCUUCAUGAUUGCAAACUCCUAAUCGAAAAGGUUCAAAAAAGGUUCAAAAGAAGGAAUGGCACAAGUCCUCCAACGAGGGCCUUGGAUGAUUGGCCUAUCUUUCUUAGUGAAUGGACAUCGAAUGUGGGUUUAACUAAACAAGAUCUUUCCACAGUUUCGGUCUGGGUUAAGUUGUAUGAUGUUCCUUUGGUGGCUUAUUCUAAGGAUGGCUUAAGCUUAAUUGCUUCUACUUUAGGUAAACCACUGUUACUUGAUGCCUAUACUAGCCAAAUGUGUCUAAAUUCAUGGGGUAGACAUAGCUAUGCUAGAGCUCUUAUUGAAUUAGAUGCUAGCAGGGAUCUUAAGGAUACAUUGGUUAUUGCUAUCCCUAAUGUGCAUGGUGAGGGAGUUUCAAAGGUGGAAGUGUAUGUUGAAUAUGAGUGGAAACCGCCCCAUUGCUCACAUUGCAAGGUUUUUGGCCAUGCAUUGGUGACAUGCCCUAGUCAGGUGAAGGAAGCAAAGCCUAGUAAAUAG